Messenger RNA from Hippopotamus amphibius kiboko, 2577 nucleotides. Its product is annotated as probable ATP-dependent RNA helicase DDX10. The record is from RefSeq and is a predicted model, not a curated record. Gene Ontology annotation, molecular function: ATP binding; nucleic acid binding. Gene Ontology annotation, cellular component: nucleus. Lineage: Eukaryota; Metazoa; Chordata; Mammalia; Artiodactyla; Hippopotamidae. Gene Ontology annotation, biological process: rRNA processing.
AUGGGCAAAACUGCCGACCCUCGGGGUCCGGGAGGCCGGCCCGACCAGGUGCGGAGCUUCAAUCAUUGGAAGAAGAAGCACAGCCAUAAGCAGAGCCAAAAGAAACAGUUGAGGAAGCAGCUGAAGAAGCCUGAGUGGCAGGUCAAGCGCAAGGUUAUCAGCUGGCUGAUGCAGAACUGUGAAAAGAUAAAUGUAAAUGAAAUUACAAGAUUUUCAGAUUUCCCCUCGUCCAAAAAAACACUGAAAGGUUUGCAAGAAGCUCAGUACCGUUUGGUGACUGAGAUACAGAAGCAGACCAUUGGGUUGGCAUUGCAAGGUAAAGACGUCCUUGGAGCUGCCAAAACUGGAUGUGGCAAGACUUUGGCUUUCCUUGUUCCCGUGCUGGAAGCCUUGUAUUGUCUGCAGUGGAGCUCAACAGAUGGGCUGGGGAUUCUGAUUAUAUCACCUACAAGAGAACUGGCCUAUCAGACCUUUGAGGUUCUUCGAAAAGUAGGGAAGAAUCAUGACUUUUCAGCUGGCCUCAUCAUUGGUGGAAAGGAUCUGAAACACGAAGCUGAGAGGAUCAAUAACAUAAAUAUACUUGUUUGCACACCAGGUCGGCUUCUUCAGCACAUGGAUGAAACGAUAUGUUUUCAUGCUACCAAUCUCUAGAUGUUAGUUCUUGAUGAAGCAGACAGAAUCUUGGAUAUGGGCUUUGCUGAUACCAUGAAUGCUAUUAUUGAAAAUCUUCCCAAGAAAUGUCAGACUUUGCUUUUCUCAGCUACACAAACCAAAUCUGUAAAGGACCUUGCACGCUUGAGUUUGAAAGACCCUGAGUGUGUUUGGGUUCAUGAAAAAGCAAAAUACAGCACCCCUGCCACUUUGGAACAGAACUACAUAGUUUGUGAGCUGCAGAAAAAAAUUGUGCUCUAUUCCUUUUUGAGAAGCCACCUGAAGAAGAAAAGCAUUGUAUUUUUCUCCAGUUGUAAAGAGAUUCAAUAUCUUUACCGAGUGUUCUGCCGGCUGUGUCCUGGUGUUUCUAACCUCACCCUGCAUGGUUGACAGCAGCAGAUGAGGAGGAUGGAAGUCUAUAAUGAAUUUGUCUGCAAGAGAGCGGCAGUACUCUUUGCUACUGAUAUUGCAGCCAGGGGGCUGGAUUUCCCAGCUGUGAAUUGGGUUCUUCAGUUUGAUUGUCCAGAGGAUGCCAACACAUACAUUCACAGAGCAGGUAGAACUGCCAGGUACAAAGAAGAUGGUGAAGCUUUAUUAAUUUUGCUUCCCUCAGAAGAUAAAGGAAUGGUGCAGCAGCUUCUUCAGAAGAAAGUGCCUGUGAAGGAAAUCAAAAUCAAUCCAGAAAAACUUAUAGAUGUUCAGAAAAAAUUGGAAUCAUUUUUAGCUCAAGAUCAAGAUUUAAAAGAAAGAGCUCAAAGGUGUUUUAUCUCCUACAUACGUUCAGUGUAUCUGAUGAAGGAUAAAGAAAUAUUUGAUGUAAGCAAGUUACCUAUACCUCAAUAUGCCCUGUCUCUUGGUCUUGCUGUGGCACCAUGGGUAAGAUUUCUGCAGAGAAUGCAAAAACAGCCCAACAGAGAACUGGUGGUGAGCCAGGAUGAUAAAGUAAUUGAGCCAAGGACUCUCUCCCUCACCAAUGAAGAAGUGGAAGAAUUUAGAGCCUACUUCAGUGAGAAAAUGUCUAUUCUUCAGAAAGGUGGGAAAAGACCAGAAGGGACAGAGUACAGGCUGUCUAGUGGCAUUUGUGAUGAAGAGGAAGAAAAGAAAGAAUAUGAAGAAGAAACGGAAGAGAAACUGGGAAAAGCAAAAGGGUCUCAGCCUCAAUCUGUUCCUAGCAACGAAGAGUCACAGAAGAGCAAAGAAGUUCCUAUGCAGUUCUUGGACAGAGAUGAUGAGGAGGAGGGCGACGGCCUCGAUGCUGACUUCUUUAAGGUGAAGCAGCACAAUGUGUUUGGGUUGGAUCUUAAGGAGAAUAAAAAGUUACAGAAGAAAGAACCUUCUAAAUCCAGUGUGAAGAAAAAAGUGACCAAGUUUCCAGAAGCAAAAAAAGUAAUGAAGAGAAAUUUUAAAGUAAAUAAGAAAAUUAAGUUUACUGAUGAGGGGGAGUUGGUUCAGCAGUGGCCACAAGUGCAGAAAUCUCUCUCCAAGGAUGCUGAGGAAGAGGACGAUGCUGGUGAUAUCAACUUAAAUAAAGCCAAGGAGAGGCUUCAGGAAGAGGACAGAUUUGACAAAGAAGAAUACAGGAAGAAAAUCAAGGCAAAAUACCGGGAGAAAAGACUGAAAGAAAGGGAAGCCAGAAGAGAGGCCAAUAAGAGACAAGCAAAGGCUACAGAUGAAGAGGAAGCCUUUCUGGAUUGGAGUGAUGAUGAUGAUGAUGGAUUAGAUCCAAGUACACUUCCAGAUCCAGAUAAGUACAGAAGCUCUGAAGAAUCAGAGAGUGGAGACGUGGAAAAUAAAAUUAGUGAUACCAAGAAGAAGCAGGCAAUGAGGAAAAGGAACAACAGUGAAGUGGAAGACGUGGGACCCACAAGUCAUGACAGAAAGAAGACCAAGUGGGAAAUCUUAGAACCUUUGGAUACAUCUGCUUAA